Molecule: messenger RNA, 689 nt
Organism: Tauraco erythrolophus (red-crested turaco)
Lineage: Eukaryota; Metazoa; Chordata; Aves; Musophagiformes; Musophagidae
Source: RefSeq, a predicted model, not a curated record
AGGCGCAUGUUCCCUUUCCUAAGUUUUAAUAUUUCUGGUCUCGACCCCACGGCUCACUACAAUAUUUUUGUGGAUGGAAUUUUGGCGGAUCCCAACAAAAAACCAACCACUGGAGAUUUCAGGGAGGCAAAUGGGUUCCUUGCGGCAAGGCGGACACGAAUGUACAAGGAAACCGGGUGUACAUGCACCCCGAUUCCCCCAACACGGGAGCCCACUGGAUGCGCCAGGAAAUCUCCUUUGGGAAGCUAAAACUUACAAACAAUAAAGGAGCAUCAAACAACAACGGGCAGAUGGUGGUUUUGCAGUCCCUCCACAAGUACCAGCCCCGCUUGCAUGUGGUGGAGGUGAACGAAGACGGGACGGAGGACACCAACCAGCCGGGCAGAGUGCAGACCUUCACCUUCCCCGAGACCCAGUUCAUAGCAGUCACCGCCUACCAAAACACCGAUAUCACACAGCUGAAAAUAGACCACAACCCUUUCGCAAAAGGCUUCCGAGACAAUUACGACACGUAAGUAAACCAGAUUUUUAUUACCCUUCUGCCGGCUGCACACACAUGUCAAAGGGAGAAGCUUUAGGACGCGGGCUGGCUUCGUUUCACACCGAAACGUGUAAUGCCAGGCUUUUCCAGAGCCCCCCGCGGGGGAGGCACCCGCAACCUCCCCCGGCGGGGCCGCGGUCCCUGCGGC